Messenger RNA from Eupeodes corollae, 880 nucleotides. RefSeq names its product 26S proteasome non-ATPase regulatory subunit 8 (gene Rpn12). NCBI's taxonomy places the organism in Eukaryota, Metazoa, Arthropoda, Insecta, Diptera, Syrphidae. Bases 50 to 847 code for a protein of 265 amino acids. Gene Ontology annotation, cellular component: proteasome regulatory particle, lid subcomplex; nucleus; cytosol. Gene Ontology annotation, biological process: proteasome-mediated ubiquitin-dependent protein catabolic process. The record is from RefSeq and is a predicted model, not a curated record. The transcript has 4 exons.
AAAGCCACAAAACAAAAUUAAAAAUCACAAUUCACAAAAAUCAUUCGUCAUGGCCGCUAACCUACAGAGCGUUGAAUCUUUAUUUAAAGAAUUAAAAGCAGAAUGGAGUAAAAAACCAAUUAAUCUGCCAAAAUGCGGAACAUUGCUGGACAAUUUGAAGAUUGCUUUGACAAAAUUGUCCUACUUGCCAACAGGAAACACAAAGACUCCUAAGGCAGAAAUGAUCCUUGCUCGUGAUGUUCUUGAAAUUGCUGUCGAGUAUAGUGUCAAGACAAAAGACAUACCGGCAUUUGAAAGAUAUAUUUCCCAAUUGAAGUGCUAUUACUAUGAUUACAAGCAAGAAAUUGGUGAAUCGGUCAAUAAUUACAAACUAUUAGGUCUCAAUUUAUUGUUCCUCUUAUCAGUCAACAGAGUUUCGGAAUUUCAUACAGAGCUUGAGCUUUUAUCGGCUGAAACUAUCCAAACCAAUGAGUUCAUUCGCCCAAUUUUAGCUCUGGAACAAUAUAUUAUGGAAGGCCGCUACAACAAAAUAUUCCAAGCAAAAAAUAGCGCCCCCUCUGAUAUAUACAACUAUUUUAUGGAUAUGUUACUGGAAACAGUACGCAACGAAAUCGGUGCAUGCAUUGAGAAAUCUUACGAGAAAAUUUCAAUUAACGAAGCAGCCAAACGUUUGAAUCUGAAACCACCAACCGAAGUCAAGGCUUUUGGAGCCAAACGCAACUGGGUCCUUAAUGGAGAGAUUUACAACUUCGUUGAUAAAACAGCGAAACCUAAAGAAGCAUUACCAUCCGUUGAAUUGGCCGAACAGGCAAUAUUCUAUGCCCGAGAGCUCGAAAUGAUAGUCUAAAAUUUGCUUAAUAAACAAUAAAUAUUACAUAUA